UAUUAUUCCGUGCUAUGUCAUAGACAUAUCUCUGACGUUGUUGACAUGGCGUACAGUUGGACGACGAUCUUUGAUUGAACACAGGUUCCGGUCCUGAUCUACGAAAAUGGGUAAAGUUAAGUGUUCCGAGCUUCGGACGAAAGAUAAGAAAGAGCUGCUGAAGCAGCUGGAUGAACUCAAAACUGAACUUACCAGCCUUCGGGUUGCGAAGGUGACGGGCGGAGCAGCCUCCAAGCUUUCCAAAAUACGAGUUGUGCGAAAAGCUAUUGCUAGAGUUUACAUUGUGAUGCAUCAAAAGCAGAAGGAGAACUUAAGAAAACUUUUUAAGAACAAGAAGUAUAAACCUCUGGAUCUGAGACCCAAAAAAACUCGGGCAAUUCGCCGUGCGCUCUCCAAGCAUGAAAGUCGCAUCAAGACCCUGAAGGAAAUAAGAAAACAAAGAAUAAAUCCACCAAGAAAGUUUGCUGUUAAGGCUUGAAAUGACUGUUAAUUUUCUGUAUAAUAAGUAAAAUAUACAUUUCAAAAAUA
This is a messenger RNA of Cryptotermes secundus, 528 nucleotides long. It is a transcript of the gene RpL35, whose product is annotated as 60S ribosomal protein L35. Gene Ontology annotation, biological process: maturation of LSU-rRNA from tricistronic rRNA transcript (SSU-rRNA, 5.8S rRNA, LSU-rRNA); translation. The transcript is spliced from 4 exons. Lineage: Eukaryota; Metazoa; Arthropoda; Insecta; Blattodea; Kalotermitidae. The record is from RefSeq and is a predicted model, not a curated record. Gene Ontology annotation, cellular component: ribosome; cytosolic large ribosomal subunit. Gene Ontology annotation, molecular function: structural constituent of ribosome; mRNA binding. Bases 107 to 478 code for a protein of 123 amino acids.